Molecule: messenger RNA, 957 nt
Organism: Mesorhabditis belari
Lineage: Eukaryota; Metazoa; Nematoda; Chromadorea; Rhabditida; Rhabditidae
Source: the annotation of a GenBank genome assembly
AUGUCCGACUCGUUCUCGAUUAUCUCACUUGGAUUUCAGUUGGGAAAUUGUGCUUCAACAGCUACUGCAAACCUUUUAUUAUCAUUAUUGAUCGUUUAUCGAAAAGAGUUACGACGAGAGAAAGAAUUGAUCCUUUUGGCGUAUUAUUGUUUCACUGAUGCCCUCUAUGCAUAUGGGGCUUUCUAUUUAGCACUACGACGCUUUCAAUCAACACUCUGGCCUUACGCUUUUCCCGACGUCUCGCCGAAUAAUUGUAUCUUUCAUCCACUUCAUCUUUUAAUCGUUUUCUCCUAUCCAGCCGUUCCUCUAGCGGAAUUGGCUCUAACAAUCGAUCGAGGCUACGCGAUUUUUCGACCAGCCAAAUAUUUCCGCAUGGAUCAUCGAGCAUCGAUUCGAAUGGUAAUUGGAAUCACCAUUAUCGCCUUUUCUUUUGUCGGCUAUUGUAUCUAUGACUCAUUGACACGAUCAGAUCCUCCACUAUCCGUUCGUUAUGGUUGUUAUCCAGAAGUCUAUUCAACGAUCUUCAACAGUAUCAUGUUUGGCGGGAAAGCUGUCCUUUAUGCAAUCUGUUGCAUUGUCUAUUUACCGAUCAUUUGUCGAUUGCUUCAUUUACAUGGCACACAUAAAAAAUGCAAAUGUCAGCAGUGUCAAAUGAAAAGAUCGUGCGCAAAUAUUGGAGUGCUAAUCGUCGGCUUAUUAGUGUUAAUUAUUGUGCCGACACCUUGUUUACUCUUCUUUCCGGACUCGAAAGUGGUCGAGCUCUUGUUCUACAACUUGGCUCUCUCCAAGCCGUGGCUCAACGUGAUCUUCGCUUUGGUUUCUUUCAGUCAAAUUCGUCGCCUCGUGUUCCCAGUGCUGAAAAAGCGAUUCGCUGCGCUCAGAAAUAGUCGCGGUUCUCGGAUCUCUUCGGCUGGAGGACGCGAAAAAGAGUUUGAGAUGCCGACAACAAGAUCCAAU